AAUGGUUUGGGAAAAGCCACAAAAACGUGCAAAGGCGGUACCCACUAUGUGAUAGGCACUGUGUAAGGUGUUUAUAGUGUCCUCGCGGAGGCGGCACGCUGGUUGGGAGACAGCACCGGUGACCGCGCUGUUGUGGAUGUGGGGUGGCUGUCUUUGGGACUCGAGGAAAGAAAUAGUUGAAAUAGUUAAGCUGAAAUCUCCCUCAUGAUAAAGAGUCUGGGCAUGAAGACGUCUGAAGACAAGGCAUUCCAAGCCAAAGGGCCGGUCAAUGCAAAGUCCCUGAGGUGUCUUGGUAGAAAGUGGAGAUGGCCCCACCCACACAAGAAGGAACACGCUGGCUUACACGUGGUGUCUUGAGGUUUUGGUGCGGAGUCCCCUUUUGGGAGGACUUUUGUUUGCUUGUUUGUUUUUUGAGGGCGCCGGUGAGCCAUGAAGAACUUUGAGGAAGAGAAGGCCCAGCUGCGUUCUGCCACAGAUUGGUGUCCCCGAUCGGAAGUGUCCCAUUGAAGGACGCAGCAUCUGAAGAGGAAGGAGGGCGCUUCGGUGAAGUCUAGCCUGAUUGGCCUGGAACACACUCCUUAUAACACCUGGGGCGAAUGCCCGGUAACUGCAGCCUCGCUGUGGCCAGGAGGCGCGCGUGUAUCAUCAGGCUCCCAGGAGUACCUGCUACACACUGGGCUCUCACAUCCAGAUAGAAAAACCCUCUCUUCCUGGACCAGGCAUGAAUGAGCCAGAUGAAGAACUAGAGAUCGAGAGAGGCUGACUGUGUGCACCGAGGUGACCCAGCCUGGAGACUGAGCUGACUUGUGACUGAUGUGCCUGUUUCGCCAACUGACAUGUGGAUGCAACCAUAACACUAGCCUGGGCCACCCAGAUCACUGCCUGCUGGAGCUAACUUGCAUGGUGUCGAGAGCUCAGAAUGCUUAAUGUUCUUUCCUAAAUUAAGGGCAGCAGGAGGACUCCGAGUGGCCACGUGAACUUGGGUUCGAGUCUUGUCUCCCUGUGCUCAUUGGGAGGCUGGUGUGGGUGUGGUGGAAGGUGACUGCCGGUGGCCCGGGAGUUGGUGAUCUUAGGAGUAACAUCAGCUCUGGCGCAGGGGACAAGCGCAGGCCUUGCGGCCAUGAAGCUGAACGAGCGCAGCCUGGCCUUCUACGCAACCUGCGAUGCGCCAGUGGACAAUGCUGGUUUCCUCCACAAGCGUGGUGGACGUGGGGCGAGCUCGCACCGGCGCUGGUUCGUGCUUCGUGGCAACAUGCUCUUCUACUUUGAGGCAGAGGCCAGCCGCGAGCCACUGGGCGUCAUCCUGCUGGAGGGGUGCACGGUGGAGCUGGUGGAUGUCCGGGAGGAGUUUGCCUUCGCCGUGCACUUUGCUGGCGGUCGCUCUCGGCCCUAUGUGCUGGCAGCUGAUAGCCAGGCAGCCCUGGAGGGCUGGGUGAAGGCGCUGUCACGAGCCAGCUUCCACUACCUGCGCUUGGUGGUGCGUGAGUUGGAGCAGCAGCUGGCAGCCAUGCGGGAGGGAAGCCCUGCCAAUGCCUUGCCGGCCAACCCAAGCCCGGUCUCGAACCCACGACCCAAGGAGAAUGGCCGGGCAGUGUGGAGUGCACUGCCUGAGCAACCCACUGUAGCUCCCCAGCGCCCACCACUACCGCCCCGUCGCAGGGCCUCUGCUUCUAAUGGGCCCUUGGCAUCAUUUGCCCAGCUGCAUGAGCAAUAUGGACUGGAGGUGAGGGCCCUCAGGAGCCAGUGGCGUGGAGGCCACACUGGCCUAGCUGGCCUGGAGGUCUCCUGGCAUCCUUCUGGUUCUGGUGGGACUCAUACCCGGGACCAGCCUUAAGGGGCCUACUGGCUGUGAGGGAGGCCUGAGUACAGUAUCACUUGGGCUCAAGCCAGGCUUCCAGGGGACAUCGGACAUGUAACCCAGAAGCCCUGACCUCUGGGCUCUGUGGCAGUUACUGCCAAGAAGAACCUGGGACCUGAACAUUCUACAAGAACGCAAGGAAUUGGUUGCUAGAGAACCCGGCCCCAGGACAGCCCUGGAGUAGACCACAGGUCCAGUGGCUGCUGCCUGGGCUGCUCAUGUGGGUCUGAAGCAGCAGGUAGAAAGUGGAGUUAAACGGGAUAAAUCCCCAAGGCCCUGGCCUGGAACCAGCCGAGGCAGGACUUUGCCCGGCCUUGGCAGGCAAGGCCUCUUAGAGCCAACUAACCUCCAGUCCUGGGCUGUGGCCGAGCUUCCUCCCAGGUUCACCUCUGACUGAUUCCACGCCUGCUGGGGGAGAGCCCAGGUGCUGCUCCCUGCCACCCAGACAACCAGUGGCCUCCCUGCUAGGUCCCUUCUCAGUGCUGGCUCUCUUCCAGAGGGUUGGGCGGGACAACCUGCCCCACCUGGGUCUUGUUUACAGUCCUCCUCAGUGCCCUGCCCAGGGGACUGGAGGACACUCACUCCAGUCUCUGCGUCAGAUGGACAGAUUUCACCCUGGCCCCACUCCUCUGUCCUGGGAGGCCCUGGGUUGGGGUUCUGUAGGUGAUUCUGCCACCAGAGCCUCUUGGCUGCCUGCUGGCUCAGGCGCCAGGGCUUGGCUGUGGGUUUUACUUUAAAGUAUAUAAGGUACUGCAUUUGUCUUUCUUCCAGCAGUGAAGUUUAGUAUCCGCACCCCCCCCCCCCACGUUACUGUUGACUGGAGGGAAGGGGUGGCAUUGUCCCCAGGGAGUCCAGCCCUACCAGGAGACACGCUGACGCCCAGCUGACUUGGCCUUUACCUCUCUGUCCCCUGAGCUCUGCUGUCUGCACAGGUGCCUCUGGGGACUUGGUCCCUUUCUUUUUAACUCUCCCACUGGAUGGGGCUCAGGACUCUCUGGUGUGACCCAGCUGGCGGGCUAAGGCAUAGACUCUAGUCUGGGAUGGGUUUACAAACUCUAAAGGUACAGGGCAGGAGGUAGGGGAGGGGGAGAUGCCCUUUUUUCCCAAAGCACAAAGGUGGUCCAGCUGACUCUAGGGCUAAGAGAUGUCUGCCAUGGACAGGGUACGAGGUCCAAAAUAAAAGCUGGUCAAGGAA
This is a messenger RNA of Myodes glareolus (Bank vole), 3053 nucleotides long. Lineage: Eukaryota; Metazoa; Chordata; Mammalia; Rodentia; Cricetidae. The record is from RefSeq and is a predicted model, not a curated record.